AUUUUUACAUUUCUCAUAUUAGUUAAUUAGUUAAUUGCUACAUUUUUACAUUUCUCAUAUUAGUUAAUUAGUUAAUUGCUACAAUUUUACAUCUCUCAUAUUAGUUAAUUGCUACAUAUCUCAUUAAAGUAAAAAAAAUUAGUUAAUUUUUACAUUUCUCAUAUUAGUUAAUUAGUUAAUUGCUACAAUUUUACAUUUCUCAUAUUAGUUAAUUGCUACAUAUCUCAUUAAAGUAAAAAAAACUAGUUAAUUUUUACAUUUCUCAUAUUAGUUAAUUGCUACAUAUCUCAUUAAAAUAACAAAACUAGUUAAUUUUUACAUUUCUCAUAUUAGUUAAUUGCUAAUAUUUGUUCAAUUUUAAAGAUGGAGCGUGGUAGACAUUCUGUAGAUGUGGGUAAUCUCCAACGCAACCGCAAGAGGGAGAUUGCAUCGACUCGAUCUACUUCACGCAAAAGCAAAGGUAAAGCGCGGGCCGAGUCUUCUUUUCAAAGUCGAGAUGAUUUUGAAACGGAUUACCAACGGCGAGAUGGUAUGAUGAUGUCCGACGAGGAACUACAACACCUAUUGUCCCAAAAUGAUCCACGUUUUGCACAAGAACAACAAUUCCCGACAACCAUCGAUGAAGAGAAGCUCGAGGAUGACGAUGGGGAGGAGGACGCGGGGGGCGACGGGACUCCGGAUGAUGAGCAAGAGGACGAGGGCCCUUCAACGACUACAACCCAAAUUGAUAAGAAAUCUAAAUCUGCUAUUAUUGAAAACAAUUAUACAAAAAGGAAAGACGAAAAAAUCGAAAAAUGGUACGCAAGUUGCAAUCAUUGCAAGAAAGAGUUUAGCUUGGGAAUUCUGGCGGAUACGGGAGUCUCAAAAGACAUCUUCAGUCCGCCCACUUUGUGGAGUAUGCGAAAAUAGACAAAGGAAAGGGGAAGCAAACACAAAUAUCAAGGUUUGCAA
Messenger RNA from Cuscuta europaea, 951 nucleotides. Lineage: Eukaryota; Viridiplantae; Streptophyta; Magnoliopsida; Solanales; Convolvulaceae. The record is from the annotation of a GenBank genome assembly.